Molecule: messenger RNA, 2362 nt
Organism: Nerophis lumbriciformis (worm pipefish)
Lineage: Eukaryota; Metazoa; Chordata; Actinopteri; Syngnathiformes; Syngnathidae
Gene: sp1
Product: sp1 transcription factor
Biological process (GO): regulation of transcription by RNA polymerase II
Molecular function (GO): DNA-binding transcription factor activity, RNA polymerase II-specific; RNA polymerase II cis-regulatory region sequence-specific DNA binding
Source: RefSeq, a predicted model, not a curated record
GGGAGGGCGGGCGGAAGGAGGCGACACAAGUUUGUGUGAAGUUGUGAAAAGUUGUCAACUAGAAAAAAGAAGACAAACUCCUCCCGUCUCCAAAUUAUGAGCAAUCAGCAACAGGGUGAAAUGGCCGCGGUGGAGAGCGGCGGAGGCUUCAGUCAAAAGCGAAACUCCCAAGACUCUCAGCAGCCAUCGCCCCUGGCUCUGCUGGCGGCCACUUGCAGUCGCAUCGACACGCCGGGGGAGAGCGACUCGUCUGGCGAGCAUCAGCCAGGCCAGCAACAGCUGGACAUGAGCCAGGGCAUCUUAACCUCCGGUGCCAACGGCUGGCAGGUGGUCCCCAUCAGCGUGCAAGCGUCGUCGUGUGUCAACACCGUCACCGAGGCGGGAAAGAGCAGAAUGGUGCUGUCCCCGUCAUCGUCAUCAGCGUCGUCAUCCACAGCCACUGUGAGCACUCAGGGACAGCAGCAGCAGUAUGUUGUAGCUCAGACGCCAACACUACAGAGUCAACAGGUGCUCACCACCAUCCCCGGCGUGGUGCCCAACAUCCAGUAUCAGGUCAUUCCUCAGUUUCAGACUGUAGAUGGUCAGCCGCUGCAGUUUGCACACGGCCACCAAGAUGCCAGCGCAGCUUCUGGACAGCAGUUUCAGAUCGUGUCUUCUGCCAAUGGGCAGCAGCUCAUAGCCGCCGCAAACAGAGGUGGCGGAGCGGGAAACAUCAUCGCGAUGCCCAGCCUUAUUCAGGGCUCCAUCCCCCUCCAGAACAUCACAUUGGGAAACAGCGUUUUGCAGAACCAGCACCAGUUCCUAGCAAACAUGCCCGUGUCGCUUAAUGGAAACAUCACACUGCUGCCUGUCAGCACCGGCGCUGGAGGAGAUGGGAAUAACGGCGGAGACACGGGAAACCAGCUUGUCCAGCAACUGCCGACGUCUUCCAGCAGUGGUUACCUGACAAAUGUCUCCAGCAAUACCACUCAGACCUCCGCCUCGUACGGUAUGACCCAAACACAUAGUAGUGGAGCUGUGACAUUCCAGCAGAGCGGAGGGUCUUCUUUAGGCGUCCCCAUACAGCCGGACAACCGAGAGGCGCAACAUCCGCAGCAAAUCCUCAUCCAGCCUCAGCAGCUCAUCCAAGGAGGAACGCCCCUCCAAACCAUCCAGGCCGGUGCCAUUACCACAGCGGGUGGCCAGGUGUUUGCCACUCCGACAGUCAGCCAGGAAGGCCUCCAGAACCUCCAGAUCAUGCCAAACACAGGCUCCAUCCUGCUGCGCACGUUAGGGCCCAACGGCCAGGUCAGCUGGCAGACCCUGCAGAUUCAGAGUCCAGCGGGAGCACAGAUCACACUGGCCCAGGUGGGUCAGACUCAGGGAGCCCCUGCAGCCGGCGGACUAUCCGUCAACGCGGUGCAGAUCCCCGGGCUUCAGACCAUAAAUCUCAACACCCUUGGAGGCUCGGGCCUGCAGAUGCACCAACUCCAGAGUGUUCCCAUCACCCUUACCAGCACGGCAGAGUCUGCAGGUGACCAAACGUUGCAGACGGGCGCCGAGAGUUUGGACGACAGCACUGCCCUGGACGAUGAGGACAUCAGCCCGCCGCAGCAGGGACGACGUAAUCGCAGGGAAGCCUGCACCUGCCCUUACUGCAAAGAUGGAGAGGGGCGUAGGAGCGAUCCGACCAAAAAGAAGCAGCACAUUUGUCACAUCACCGGAUGUGGCAAGAUCUACGGAAAGACGUCACACCUGAGGGCCCACCUUCGCUGGCAUACGGGGGAACGACCCUUCGUCUGCAGCUGGUCCUUCUGCGGCAAGCGCUUCACUCGCUCCGAUGAGCUUCAGCGUCACAAGAGGACGCACACAGGCGAGAAAAGGUUUGCGUGCCCGGAGUGUCCCAAGCGCUUCAUGCGGAGCGACCACCUGUCCAAGCACAUCAAGACCCACUUCAACAAGAAGGGAGCGCUGGGCGCCAACAGCGGCGUCAUCUCCACCAACCCCGCCUCGCCGGCCAUGGAGGGCAGCUCGGACGGGCUGUCCGCCGGCGAUCAGCACACCAUCGUCGCCAUGGAAACCCUAUCUGCGGAGAGCAUAGCUCGGUUAGCCAGCAGCGGUAUCAACAUGGUGCCGGUGGACCUGAAUCACAUCAACGGGGGCAGCUACUAGGAGGUGCGUUCAAAAUGCUUCAGGUUGAACACUUUUUCUAUUAGAGCGGAUUUAAACACCUGUGGCAUUUAAAUUUGUUUACAGAAAUCAUCAAAUCUUUUUUGUAUAUUUACUUUGCCACCUGGAAGGUUGAUUUUAUACAUCAUGAACUUUACAUAUUUCAUGGAAUAUUAUGGAUAUCAUAGCCAAACAUUAAAAGUCAAAAACAGCA